AUGCUCGAAGCACGUGUCAAGCAAGCGUCGGUCCUCAAGAAGCUGCUCGACGCGAUCAAGGAGCUCGUGACCGAUGGUAACCUUGACUGUACCGAUGAGGGCAUCGCCCUUCAAGCCAUGGACAACUCGCACGUCGCCCUCGUCUCGCUCAAACUUGCGGCAGAACAAUUCGAGAGCUACCGGUGCGAUCGCAAUAUGCCACUGGGUGUCAAUCUUACAUCCCUCACCAAGAUCCUCAAAUGCGCUAAGGACAACGAUGUGGUCACUCUCAAGGCCGCGGACGAUGCGGACUCAUUAGGCCUAGUCUUCGAAUCUCCCAAGGAGGACCGAGUAGGAGAGUACGAGAUGAAGCUCAUGGAUAUCGACCAAGAGCACCUCGGUAUCCCCGACACCCAAUACGACGCGACCAUCACCAUGUCCUCUGCCGAAUUCCAGCGUAUCUGCCGUGAUCUCGGUGCGCUCGGCGAGAGCGUCAAGAUCGAGGCGAGCAAGGAGGGCGUGCGGUUCAGCUGUGAAGGAGAAGUAGGAAACGGAAGUGUGCUGCUCAAGCAGUCGGCGGGGCGUGAUGCCGGCGGUGCGAGUGGGAGCGGUGCCAAGAAGCCCAAGCGGGAUCCGGAUGAGGAGAAUGAGGUGGCUGAGGGGCAAGAGGUGGAUGAGGAGCAGGAGGAUGAGAAGCCAAUCGUCGAUGAGGAGGGCGAGGAUGAGCAGGAAGACGAGGAGGAAGAGGUCAAGCCAAAGAAGCGGAAGUCGAACGGCAAGGCAGCUGCAAAGCCCGCCAAAAAGGGCAAGACCGCCGCCGCAGCGGACGACUCGGACGUCGGCGUCUCCAUCAUCCUCGAAAAACAAGUAUCCCUCACAUUCUCCCUCAAAUACCUCUCCAACUUUGCCAAAUCCGCCCCGCUCGCCAAGGAGGUCAGCCUGAACAUGUCGAAUGACGUGCCUCUCUUGGUCCAAUUCGAAUUCGAGCAGGGGUCACUGCAGUUCUUCUUGGCGCCCAAGAUUUCGGACGAAUAG
Messenger RNA from Dioszegia hungarica, 1014 nucleotides. Its product is annotated as proliferating cell nuclear antigen, N-terminal domain-containing protein. Gene Ontology annotation, molecular function: DNA polymerase processivity factor activity; DNA binding. The transcript is spliced from 8 exons. Bases 1 to 1014 code for a protein of 337 amino acids. The record is from RefSeq and is a predicted model, not a curated record. Gene Ontology annotation, cellular component: PCNA complex. Gene Ontology annotation, biological process: regulation of DNA replication; translesion synthesis; mismatch repair. NCBI's taxonomy places the organism in Eukaryota, Fungi, Basidiomycota, Tremellomycetes, Tremellales, Bulleribasidiaceae.